UAUGAUAAAUGAUUUAUAAUGUCAGUACUCCAAAAAGAACAUAAUACGUUUGGCCUGAUCAACAGUGUAGAUAUAAGAGUAGUUGUAAACAGACAGUAGCGUUCUGCACUACCUGCGUUAAAGCGAUGUUAACAUUUGUAAAUAAAAUUAUAUUCUGAAUUUAACCUUCAAGUGAAAGUGGUUUAUUUUACCGUGCCAAGAGAGAGAAAUAUAAAUAUGGAAGAGCCAUUUGGCAGAAAUAAUGACAAGAGUAAAGUUUCGUUAAAUAAGAGAUGCUGCUAUUUUCUGGUGUUUUGUGUUAUUGUGUUACCUAUUGUAACCGGUGUCGUGGUCUGGUACCUAACUGACUCGGCGUGUGACCCGUCUUCGGAUGGUGACAAUCAACCUGUGAGUGGUACAAAAUCUACGGAAUCUGUUCCAACAACAACAAAAUCACCAACAAGCAUCAGUGAGUCAGAACCAUGGAAGAAUCUUCGUCUACCAGCUACUGUAGUUCCAGUACACUAUGACAUUACCCUGUAUCCAAAUUUCUAUGGAGAUAACGGAUGGUUCUAUGGUAAUGAGACAGUUGAACUAAACAUCACGGAGUCUACAACACAUAUUCUUAUACAUGCUAACUUUCUGAACAUAACAAGAACAAAGCUUAGUUACUUGAAUGGACAAGGUAUUCCUAUCAAACAAACAUUCUGGUACGCAGAAAAUCAGUUCUGGGUGGUGGAGACCGUGACAUCAGUGCAGAUUUCCCGUGCAUUGCUAAAACUGCAGUUUGACGGAUCAUUGACCAGAGAAAUAUUUGGAUUCUAUAAAAGUACAUAUAUCAAUUCUGAGACUAAACAAGAAAGACAUUUGGCAUCAUCCAAGUUCCAGCCAGUAGAUGCACGACGAGCAUUCCCUUGUUUUGACGAGCCUAACAUCAAAGCCGAGUACACCGUAACCCUUGUACACAGAGAUAGUUAUAUAGCUCUAUCAAAUAUGCCUGAAACGAUUUCGGAGUCCUGGGAACACGAUCCUACGUUAAAAGCGACACAUUUUCAGCGUUCUGUUCCCAUGUCAACAUACCUCGUGUGUUUUGUCGUCUGCGAUUUCAAAAAUCUCACAGAUACAACAAAACAUGGAACUCAGAUUCGUGUAUUUGCAACACCAGACCGUAUUGAACAAGCCCGAUACUCCAUGCGUGUAAUGAAAGUAUCCAUGGAAAAGUUCCAAGAUCUUUUCAAGGUGCCAUUUCCACUGCCUAAAAACGACAUGAUUGCUAUACCAAGCUUUAUAUCUGGUGCUAUGGAACACUGGGGUUUGAUUGGGUUCCGUGAGGUAAACAUGCUGUAUGAUGAAACACAAGCGUCCGCCGCUAACAAACAACGUGUCGCUGUGGUAGUCGCACAUGAAAUUGCUCACAUGUGGUUUGGAAACAUAGUAACAAUGGAUUGGUGGGAUGAUUUAUGGCUGAAUGAAGGGUUUGCAAGUUUUGUGGAAUAUAUUGGUGUUGAUGAGACUGAACCAGACUGGGAAAUGAUGGAUCAGAUGGUAGUUGAUGAUGUCAAGCCUGUCAUGGUUACAGACGCUGGAGUCAACUCACAUCCUAUUGUAGUACCAGUCAGCCAUCCUAACCAGAUCACUGAAGUUUUCGAUGCCAUUUCUUACAGCAAGGGGGCAUCGAUUCUCCGAAUGUUACAAGAGAUGAUGGGGAGCGGGGUGUUUUUUGAUGGUAUAUCAACAUAUUUGAAGAAGUACGAAUGGUCAACAGCCACUACUAAUGACCUCUGGGACGACCUCGGACAGGUGCCCGUGGCUGGAUACAGUGUGAAGGAGGUCAUGGACACAUGGACCUUACAGAUGGGUUUACCUUAUAUAAACGUGACCUAUGUAAAUAGUGGUAGCAAAACACGUGUCACAGCGUCUCAAAAACGUUUCCUGGCAGAUAAAAACAUGAACUACGACGAAAAUGAGUCUCCUUUUAGAUAUAAAUGGUUUGUACAGCUGGAUUAUAUAGACAAUGGUGAAUAUAAAAUAAAGUGGAUCACAAAAGAUGACGAUUCUGUUUCAUUUGAUGUGAACACUGACAUGAGCCAAGGGAACGCUUUAAUCAAGUUCAAUGUGAAUGACACCGGUUUCUACAGAGUGAACUAUCCCCCGGAUGUUUGGAGAAGAAUAGCAGACGCUCUGGAAUCUCAAGGACCAGCAGCUAUACCUUACCCUGCUGAUAGGACAGGUCUUGUAGACGAUGCGUUCAAUCUAGCUCGUGCUGGAUAUAUCAGUUAUGAAUUAGCGUUAGAAAUGACCAAGUAUUUGGACAAGGAGUACCAUCAUUUACCAUGGGACUCCGCUUACAGUGGUAUAACAUAUAUAAAAGAUAUGUUCAUCACCAGCGGACAUUUUGACUCUCUAAGGAAAUAUUUUGCAAAGAAAGUACGUCCAGUGAUGGAUCGGCUUACAUGGGAAGAUGGUGAUUCACAUCUUGACAAAUUAAUGCGAUCUAAUAUAAUACAACUAGCGUGUGAAUUUGCAGAUACAUAUUGUCUUGGAAAUGCAACUAUGAAGUUUAGAGGAUGGAUUGACAAUGGCGAAUUCAUAUCUCCUAAUAUAAGGACAUACGUAUACAAGUACGGCAUGAGUUCAGAGGGUACAGAAUCAGACUGGAACUUUAUGUGGAACAAAUAUUUACAGGAAACUGUACCUCAGGAAAAGAUCAAACUGCUGUAUGGUCUAGCCAAUACCAAACAUGUCUGGCUACUAAACAGAUACCUUGAAUUCAGCAAAAAUACGACGAUGAUUGGCUCACAGGAUUUCUUCACGGUUGUCACGUAUAUUUCGAGGAAUCCAGUUGGAAAUCCACUAGCAUGGAACUGGGUCAGAGCUAAUUAUGACUAUAUUGUGAAUAGAUUCUCGUUGUAUAAUCGGUAUUUAGGGCGACUUGUUCCGAGUAUCAUCAGCAAGUAUAACACCCAGUUUAAGCUACAAGAGGCUGACGAAUUUUUUAACAAGUAUCCGGAUGCGGGUGCUGGAUCUCGCGCCAGAAUACAAGCAAGGGAGAGUAUCCAAAACAACAUCGACUGGAUGACGAACAAUGCAGACAAUAUCAAGAACUGGCUCCAGCAGCAAGUGUGACGUAUGAUCACGUGAUCAACAUACUUGUGACAAAACAAAAUAUUUAAAUAGUGUGUGUAUAUAGGACUAUGCAUGUGUGUUUUAAAAAAUAAUACAUUUUAUAAAAAAAAAGGCCAUUCAUUUCAAAGUUUGAAUGUAAACGUAUUAACAUGGUAUAUGAACACUAAUAUAGCCAAUGGAAACUAAGCAUUUUGAUAUUGAUAUGAUUUGAAUAAUAAUCAUUAAACAUGGUGUAAUUCCGAUGAUGUAAUUUACAGAUUACCUUUAUAUAUUUAGACAAUAAAAAUAACAAUAAUAUAUAUAUUGAUAUAUUGAUAAAUAUAUAUAUAUAUAUAAAGUGUAUAUCAGUGCUGUAUUCAUAAUACAUGUAUCCAUGUAAACUAUUGAAGGUU
This is a messenger RNA of Ruditapes philippinarum (Manila clam), 3497 nucleotides long. Its product is annotated as glutamyl aminopeptidase-like. The record is from RefSeq and is a predicted model, not a curated record. Gene Ontology annotation, cellular component: cytoplasm. Gene Ontology annotation, biological process: peptide catabolic process; proteolysis. The transcript is spliced from 18 exons. NCBI's taxonomy places the organism in Eukaryota, Metazoa, Mollusca, Bivalvia, Venerida, Veneridae. Gene Ontology annotation, molecular function: zinc ion binding; metalloaminopeptidase activity; peptide binding. The coding region runs from base 217 to 3105 and encodes 962 amino acids.